Molecule: messenger RNA, 3660 nt
Organism: Prunus mume (Japanese apricot)
Lineage: Eukaryota; Viridiplantae; Streptophyta; Magnoliopsida; Rosales; Rosaceae
Source: RefSeq, a predicted model, not a curated record
AUGGAGUUGUAUGAGUCGCAGUUUAUCCAAGAUAUAGUUGAAGUUAUUGGAAAUAAACUGGAUCACACAUGGAAUAGGAGAUUAAGAGUCGAUGAUCCCUAUGUAGUUGGAAUAGAUAAUCGUGUGGAAGGCCUAAACAUGUGGUUAGAAGAUGGAUCAAGCGAUGUUGGAGUGGCUGUAGUCUAUGGGAUGGGUGGAAUUGGCAAAACCACCAUUGCCAAGACUGCUUAUAACCAGAACUUCUAUAAAUUUCAAGGUAGCAGCUUUCUUGCAGAUAUUAGAGCAACUUCAAAACUUCCCAAUGGUUUGGUUCACUUGCAAAGGAACCUUCUUUCAGGUCUCCAAAAGGGGAAAGCAAAGAAAAUAUACAGCUUGGAUGAAGGAAUAACAAAGAUCAAACGUGCGAUACGUUGCAAAAGAGUUCUUAUUGCUCUUGAUGAUGUGGACAACUUGGAACAAUUCAAUGCAAUUCUUGGGAUGCGAGAAUGGCUUCAUCCAGGAAGUAAGAUAAUCAUAACAACUAGACAUGAACAUUUGUUAAAGGCUCAUGAGAAUUGUGCAAUGUUUAAGGUGAAAGGGUUGAAUGAGAAUGAAUCACUUGAGCUUUUCAGUUGGCAUGCCUUUAGACAACCCCAUCCUAGCGAAGGUCACAUGGAUCUUUCAAGACCUGUAGUACAACACUGUGGAGGGGUUCCAUUAGCUCUUCAAGUUCUAGGAUCUUCUCUCUUUGGAAAAGCUGCAGAUGUAUGGAAAAAUGCAUUACAGAACUUGGAUGUGAUUACUGAAGGAAAAAUUCAAAAGAUUCUCAGAAUAAGCUUUGAUUCUUUGCAAGAUCAUGUCAAACGUCUGUUCCUCCAUAUAGCCUGUUUCUUCAUAGGAAAAGACAAGGAUUUUUCAACUACAGUCCUUGAUGAAUGUGAGUUUGCCACAAACAUUGGAAUUCAAAAUCUGGUUGAUAGAUGUCUGCUGAUAAUUGAUGGAUUCAACAAGUUAACCAUGCACCAAUUACUUCAAGACAUGGGAGGGGGAAUUAUUCGCGAAGAAUCGCCUGAGGAUCCUGGAAAACGUACUAGAGUGUGGAAUAAAGAUGCCUCUAAUGUUUUGAGAAAAUUAACUGGUACAGAAACUAUUAAGGGCCUCAUGCUCAACAUUCCUAUGUUAAUAAAAGAUGAGUCUUCUAAGAUAACAUCCAGUGGAAGUAACAGAAAAAGAUUCCAUGUUGAAGAUUAUGAUGGAAACUGUUCAAGCAGCCGACGUCGGCUUGGUUUCUUCUCCUGGCAGUCAAUUAGUUUUUCUUCAACAAACUCAUUUCCUGUAUCAAAUGAGAUAGGUUUCAAAACAGAGGCAUUUAGAAGGAUGCAGAAUCUUGAACUCCUGCUGCUUGAUAAUGUAAAAAUCAGUGGAGGCUAUGAAGAUUUCCCAAAAAAUUUAAUAUGGUUGUCUUGGCGAGGAUUCGCUUUAAAGUCAAUACCAACCAAUUUUUGCUUGGAAAAUCUAAUUGCUCUUGACUUGCGGAACAGCAGCCUCCAACAUGUUUGGAAGGGAACUAAGUUUCUUCCAAUACUGAAAAUCUUAAAUCUCAGUCAUUCACAUGGCCUUGUGACAACCCCUGACUUGUCAGGAUCCCCUAACCUCGAGAAAUUAAUUCUUAAAGAUUGCAUAAAUUUGAAAGAGGUGGAUGAAUCCAUUGGAGAUUUGGAGAAACUUGUUUUCAUGAAUCUAAAAGAUUGCAAAAAUCUCAUGAAGCUUCCAAUAAGAAUUAGUAUGCUGCGAUCUCUCCAGAAACUUAUUCUCUCUGGUUGCUCAAAUCUUGUGCUGCCUGCCAGUAAGAUCGUUGAAAAUCAGUCAGACUCUACACCUAGUGACAUGAAGAAACUCAGUCUGUGGCAAUCAAUGCGAUCAUGGGUAUUGCCAAGAAAAAAUCUCCAACUUACCAGUGCAAGUUGGCCACAAUUUUUAAAAAGCUUAGAUAUGGCGUACUGCAAUCUGUCAGAAAUUCCUAAUGAUCUUCCUAGUAGCCUAUCCUCAUUGGAGCGUUUGAAUCUAGAUGGAAACCCAUUUUUGAGCCUACCAGUAAACUUGAAUGGUCUUAGUAAGCUCCACAGACUUUCGUUGGAUAUGUGCCAAAACCUCGAAAUGAUUCCCGAGCUCCCGCCAAGUGUAGAGGAUUUGAUCGCAACUAGAUGUACUUCAUUGAAAAGAGUACUACUAAACUUACCCGACAUGUUACCAAUAAUUAGACUUGCGAUUAUGGCAUGCGAGAAUGUAGUUGAAAUUCAAAACGUGCUCAAAACAAGACCGUUGAGAAGCGUCGACAUAGAAAUGAUCAAAGAUAUCGGUCUGUUCAAUUUGGAAUCCAUAGGAAGCACUGAAGUUGAAAUGUACGACUACUUGACAUGUACAGAAAGGAAGGGUCCUCUCCAGGGACUGGAUGAAUGUGGUAUAUUUAGCAUAUUCCUUCCUGGGAGCGAGGUUCCAGAUUGGUUCCGCUACAAGUCGAGCAUGGGUAACUCUGAGCUGUCUGUAACUAUACCUCCACAUCUUAAUUUGAAGAUCCGAGGCCUAAAUGCAUGUGUUGUGUAUGCACGAGCUUCUCUGUUAGCAUCUUUCAUCUCCUCUUCUUCGUCAGCUAUCAAGACAUUUCCGCUUUCAAGCAAGCACUCAUCAUUAGCUUGGAAUCCAAGUCCUCAUGGAGAUAAGUCAAUGACUCUCCUCUUGACUUUCCUUAGUAUUUGCAUCGAUCCAACCCUACUUUUCUUAUCUGUAAUCAUGCUUUACAUUUGGAAGGGAACCAGGUUUCUUCUAGGACUGAAAAUUCUUAAUCUCAGUCAUUCACAUAGCCUUGUGACAACCCCCGACUUGUCAGGAGUCCCUAACCUUGAGAAAUUGAUUCUUAAAGACUGCAUAAAUUUGGUUGUGAUUGAUGAAUCCCUUGGAAACCUAGAGAAACUCAUCUUCUUGAAUCUAAAAGACUGCAGAAGUCUCAUGAAGCUUCCAACAAGAAUUAGCAUGUUCAGAUCUCUUCAGGAACUUGAUCUUUCUGGGUGCUCAAAGCUUGUGCUUAAUACCAGUACGACUGCUGCUAAUCACUUACACUCUACAACUAGAGCACUGUAUGAAUGUGCCAUAAUUAGUAUUUUUGUUCAUGGAAACAAAAUUCCAGAUUGGUUCACCUACAGGAGCAUGGGUAAUUCUGUUUUGUCUAUUAUUCUACCUUCACAUCUUAAUCUCAAGAUCCGAGGGUUAAAUGUAUGUGUUAUGUAUUCACGCCGCCCAUUUUGGUUUAGUGCUACAAACUUUCUUAAAGUUAGUAAUGAGACCAAAGGUCUUAAGUGGACCUAUUGCCCAGUUGCAGCAGGUCUCCCAAAAAAGAACCAAGACAUGCUAUGGCUAAGCCACUGGCGGUUUGAAAAUGAUGAAUUGGAGGAAGGAGAACAAGAGUUUGGCAUUCAGCUUGUGUACGAGGAAACACCUCCUUCUCCUUGGACAUCCCAGAAUGAUGUCGGAGAUGUGUCGGUGUCGGCGUCAAAGUAUCAGCUGUGGAAGGGAAAAUAUUUGCUGUCAAAUACCUCAUUCUAUCACAACCAUCAGUUUCACUUCAGAAUGAUCCAAGAGAAUCCUGCUCAUCUUGAUUUUUCAUACCAGCCCAGCGGGACCUAG